CGACGGACGAUAUGAGCCUGAUGAAGGUGAGAUGAUGUCCAGCUGAUUGACUGAUUUCAGAAAGGUGAUACCAAAAUCCAGAAUCAGAAGAUGAAAACAGACAAUCAUACAGCUUGUAAUGCACAAUUGUUAUACUUCACAGCAUCUCAGUAAUCAAUACAUCAUCCAUUACUGGGCACACACCUAAAGAGGCACUGAUAAACAACCAUGGAGUAUCAGCAUGAGGGAAAUGUGUUAUUUGAGGCUAUUGGACACCGUGACUGGCAAGAAGCAAGACUUAUCUGUGAAGAACAUCCCCACCUUAUUAACACUCACAGAGCCGUUUGGAAUGGUGAAACACCAUUAUUACAUGCUAUGACACGAAAACCACCUGCACCAGAAGACUUGAUGCUACUGAUGGUUGAAAAAGCUACAGUAGGGAAUAUAGAAUAUGAAAACCCGGUUGAGGAAAAUAUUAUGAGUCAUUUGGCAAUGCAUAUGUAUACAUCAGCAUUGAGAUGUGCAUUGAAAAAGUCUCCCAGAAAAAUAAUUAUGAAAAAAUCGUACUCAGUCUUCAGUAACCUGAUUAAAGCUGCAG
Messenger RNA from Anneissia japonica, 577 nucleotides. RefSeq lists its product as uncharacterized. Lineage: Eukaryota; Metazoa; Echinodermata; Crinoidea; Comatulida; Comatulidae. The annotation marks the transcript as partial. The transcript is spliced from 5 exons. The record is from RefSeq and is a predicted model, not a curated record.